Molecule: messenger RNA, 945 nt
Organism: Pyrenophora tritici-repentis Pt-1C-BFP
Lineage: Eukaryota; Fungi; Ascomycota; Dothideomycetes; Pleosporales; Pleosporaceae
Product: CDC27 multi-domain protein
Source: RefSeq, a predicted model, not a curated record
AUGUUUCCCAGCGUAAAGGACCGAGCGCGACAGCUGUUUGGGGAGGCGGCUUUUCCAGCAGAUGCGCCUACACCUCCACCAGUUGCGACGGGAAGGAGAGGCGCCCCGCCAAAGGCUGCAGCAGCACCGAAGCCAAGUCCAGAGCCAAAGACACCUGCAAAGCUAUCGAGGACAAGAAAUGCGCCACCUCCAGUUGAAGAAACGCCAAAGCCUAUAGGCGCAUGGCCAAGUCCUCUCGAGCAGUUUAGGGCGAGGAGAGCGCAGCCAGAGAAGACAAGUCCACCACCAUCGCCGUCCAACCCCACAUCCAAAUCCGUUGCGCCACCCAAAACCGCAUCGUCCGCACCUCCGAAGGCUGAAAAGGCUUCCAAGACCGAUAAGCCGUCCAGAACAGAGAAGGCUGAAAAGUCAUCCUUAUCGAAAAAGACAAGCUCGCAGACAAAGUUGAUGCCACCUACGAAAGCAGCAGCACCACCAAAGAAGGUGCCAGAACCCAAGGCCGUGCCACUCAAGAAGAAGCCCGAGCCGAAACCUGCCCUCAAAUCUGCCCCCGAGCCCAAGAAGCAGUCACGCCCCAAGCCCGAAACUCGCACCUCGUCACGCCCUAAGCUGGAGCGUAGCUCCUCCAGCUCCUCGCUCGAAGACGACGAGUAUGGCCAACUGCGCACCGCUUGUCUCCGUGAAGUCUCAAAGGUCACAGGCCUCAAGGGCAAGAACUUAGCGAUAUCGCUGCGACAACGAUCUUCAGGUGAAUGGUAUGCGGCACUGAAAGACGUGAGUGCGGACAAAUACCUGAAGAUGUGGAUGAACCGCGAUAAGACAUUUGAGACGCAGGAAGAAGCCCUCGAGGCCUACUUGAUUUUUGCGAAGAAGAUGAACACAGACACAAAGCUGUUUGGGCCCAUGAGCCCCAAACUAGGGAAGAGCAAGGGAGGCUUCUUCUGA